UUUUUGUUUUCUGUCGAUGUAUAGAAGUUUGUCUCUCUGCAGAUUUGUGUUAAUUUCAUCCAGUUUUGGGGGAAUCAGGGCGUUUCAUGCACAGAUCCGACUGGAGUAUUUUGUCCGUAUCCACUGCUUGUCGUGAAGAUGAGUACGUCAAUCGGCAAAGUGGUUAAACCUAAGCGCAAGGUCAAUGUUAUGAAGCAUAUUAUUACAGCACAGGCUACUGGCCGUGGGUUCUCGAAUGCGAGGAUGCUUCCAGACGAAUUGAUAAAAUGUGCAGAGGACCGUAUCGGAGCUACUACGCAGGGCUACCAGGGAAUCCCGGAAAACAUUCGACGGCUGGACAAUAUGUCUGGAAACGGUGUUGGACACAUCGUACCCACACCAUUACCUGCUAGUCGAGAUUCAACAAGGGGUAGAGACCCUACAAUCCCCAGUAUUUUAAAAGAUAUUGGUAGUCUCUUAAGCCAUGAAGGUUUUCAAGAAUAUCCUUCCGGUACCGGCAUACAAAAAGAAAUCCGGGUAAUCAAUUCAGAAGUCUUCAAUCUUUUUGGAGGACUUGAGCUGGUUUUACAAAUUCUAUUAAGGCCAUCACUUUUUCCAGUCAAUACUGCCAAGUCACAGUCAACAGAAUUUAUGAAGUCUGUAGCUUGUACGUGUCUGGAUGUUUUACAUCACUUAUGUUUAAAUAUGACAAAAAUUGCAGUUCAGUUAUCAGAAAGAGAUGAUCUGAUGCCUUAUUUAUUUACAUUGAUGGGGGAAAGAAAAUGCUUUUUAAGUGCAGCAACGUUGAUGGAGGAUUUACUUGGAAAUAGACAACAAAUGGUCAGAUUAGAUGAAAUAACCAAUUUAAAAGGCCUUGUAGACAGUUUUGAUCAGCAGCAGCUAGCAAAUUUUUGUAGAGUACUUUCAAUAGCAGUUUCUGAUUUGGACUCGUCGGAGGACCGAAUGACACUUGUCGCACAGGAUGAAGCGUCACGAAAACAGACAGACGUGCCAAUAUCUGAAAUCAAUCAAGGUAUUUUAGUAGACCUACCUGGUUUUAUAAAAAGACUAGUGGAGGUAGCUGGUAGAAGACUGCCUUCACCAAGCCAAAAUUUACCAGCCCUGUUCAAUGAACUUGAAAGCUGGGUGACGUGGUUAGACAGUUCGUUGGCAUUUGAUGCCUUGAUGGAGGUUGCACAAGAAGAGGAAGAAGUAUAUUUAACAAUACCAUUAGAUGCAGGACAAGGCGAUACGUCAAUAUUACCUCAGUCAAUGCGUGUAAUGCAUGAAGUUAUGUAUAAAGUUGAAGUGUUGUAUGUAUUGUGUCUGUUACUAACAGGCAAACAAAGAAAUAAGGUGCAUGACCUGCUUGCUGAUUCUCGAUUAGUACCCUCAAUCAACGACAUAUUUGAUAAAAUCAUCUGGAAGUGUAAUCUACGCAGCAGUCCGGAUCCUGAACUAGACGACAGCUGUGAAUGCAGUCCUGAAAUAGCACUCAAGAUACAAUUCCUAAGACUUGUGCACAGUUUCUGUGAUCACCAUCCAAACAAAUACCUAAUGCUGACUCGUACCGAGAUCAAUGAGUUAAACAGGAUAGCUAAUAACGCACGAGUGCCUAUCUUAGAUUCAGUUAAAAAUAUCAAUAGACAAUUGCUAUGUGUUGGACAGAAGGGUUUACUCACGAAGGUUGUUGAAGCCACUAAGAAAGAACCUGUUGAGUCUCCCUUUAGGUUCUGGUUAGGCAGAGCUAUUGAAAGUUUUCUCCGUGGUGCUACGUCAUUUGCUGAUCAAACCUUUUUACUUCGGAGAGGGCUCUUGAGGUAUCAUAUUAUAAGACAUAUGAUAGACAAUGAUGUCAAGUCUAAAGAAAUCUUACAGAGUAGUUUUGAUCUGUUGGGUGAGCUGAUGAAAUUUAAUGUCAAUGCCUUUAAACGUUUCAACAAACUAAUAACGUCAGAAACUGAUUUUGCGAAUUUCAUAUCACUUAUAAAAGACAACAUUGUUGAUUCAAAUAUGUUUAUCAGAUGUAUGAUUCUGUCUUUGGAACAUUUUGAAACAGAGCAGACUGAACAUAAAGAGUAUGCUACAACCAAAUGCAAGUUGCUUGGCUUCAUUUUGGAAAGAAAAGCUCGACUCCAGUUUUUAUUUAAACUAAUCAAUGUUAUUAAAGUGCAAAGUCUUACACAGGAAAAUGUGAGUUGUUUGAAUACCACGCUAGUAUUUCUCAUGUUUGCAAAACAGAAAGGUGAAUUACAGAGCUCUUGCAUUAGUUUUGACAUCUGGAAGAAGACUGUGGAAGAGCUUUUGGAAGAUGACCCCAACAAUGACUUGACCGUGUCACACUACCUUACAAAGAAUUGUAUAACGUAUAAGUGA
Molecule: messenger RNA, 2355 nt
Organism: Saccoglossus kowalevskii
Lineage: Eukaryota; Metazoa; Hemichordata; Enteropneusta; Harrimaniidae
Product: short transient receptor potential channel 4-associated protein-like
Biological process (GO): ubiquitin-dependent protein catabolic process
Cellular component (GO): Cul4A-RING E3 ubiquitin ligase complex
Molecular function (GO): phosphatase binding
Source: RefSeq, a predicted model, not a curated record